GACUACAAAAGUUAUUUUGAUAGUCUCAGAGUUGCUGUGAAAUUUGACAUUCAGAUGACAUUAGUGGUGCGUUUGCACUGAAGUACAUGAAGCAGCUGAUGUCUUUGCAGCUGAAAGAACAUGAAGAUGAAAAGAUUAAACAUGACAAACUGGAAGAAUUUGCCUUGCAACUGUUUGCUGCAGAUGCAUUCAUGAAAGCACAACCACUGACUUCAUAACAACCUGUUAUGACCUUGGCACCAUUAAGUGCCUCAAAGAAGCUAGGCAGCUAAUUGACGAGUUGGAGUCAACAUUCCUGCAUGUUUAUGGUGGAAAUGGCCCACUCUUUGGCUUUUUACAGUACCAAAUUGGUCACUUCAAAGUCAAGUAUUGUGAGACCAGUGAAGCACAGAGCACUCUCCAAAAACCUGAGGAAAUAUUCAUCCACUGCUUUGGUCGAGGGUAUCACAUGGCUGGAUCAUGCAAGAGUCUACAGGGUACCUUUGCCUUGCACAAGGGAAACCUAAAAGAGGUGCAUCAUCAUCUGAAGGAAGCUCACAUCUUAUUUGAGAAAUUAAAUCACCACCACCCUGAAGUAGGAGAAAUCCUUUUGAAGUCAGGUGACCUGGAGAGUAAGGCUGGAAAUUUCGAGAAUGCUAAAUUAAUCAUUGAAGAAGCAUUAGAAAUCUUCAUAUCCACUUGUCGUAAGGUCUCCCUUCAGACAGGUCUUGCUUAUCUUCAAGAUGCAUCUAUUUUGCAAAGGAAAGGAAAGUUUGUGUGUUCAGCUUUGGACAAUGGGAAGAUAGCCAAUGACAUCUUUGUGCACCAUGGCUUGCACCAUGAUCAUCCAGAUGUUGCCUUCUGCCACUAUUUACUAGGUCAGUUACUGCACUCCUUGGGUCAAGUCAAAGAGACAGAAGAGGAGUUCCUCUUUGUACAUCAUCAGCUCUUGUCAAGGGAUGACUUGUCCAUGAAGACCAAGGUAUGAAAACAGGAGAUGAAAAAAGAGGUCAUAUGAAAGAAAUUUUCAGCUGUUUGGAAGAGCUUGACUCCAUGUUCCUGACAAUUUCAGAUUAUUUGGGCAAACAUGUGCACUGUACAUUGCAGAGAAUUUUGGAGCCCAAUGUGCAGGUUUAUUUCACUUUGAUUCUUGAUUCUGCCACACAACUGGGAGAGGAUGAGUUCUUUUCAUCAAAAUACAGUGGCAAGGAAAAGAAGCAACCAGGAGAUUAUGACAAUGUGUACUUGUUGUCAUCAUGCAGUAACAGUGGAAAGGGGCCACAAUUUCUUCUCUUCUGGAAGGCAUCUGAUGUCUUGAAAACAGGUGAUGUAAGCUGUGUAACCUCUUCUUUUCAUGAAAGUGUAUUACUGCUGUGUCUACAACCGAAGUUUAGAAAAACUUUCCUUGAAGGACAAGAGUUGUUCAUGAAGCUGCUAACUCAAGAGCAAUCACCUUCUGUACCUUCUCUCUCUUCACGAAUUGACUCUCUUCCACUUUUAGUUGAGCUAGAGUUGAGCAAGGCCUUUAACAUGUUUCCAGUUGUUAAGGAUUCUCCAAAAUCAUUAAAAAGGGCAGGAUUUGAUGUAUAUAGUGUAUCUUGGAUCUUACUAUAAUUUCAGAGCUGAGCAAAGAGUUUCCAGCAAUCUGA
Stylophora pistillata is the source of this 1628-nucleotide messenger RNA. RefSeq lists its product as uncharacterized. The record is from RefSeq and is a predicted model, not a curated record. NCBI's taxonomy places the organism in Eukaryota, Metazoa, Cnidaria, Anthozoa, Scleractinia, Pocilloporidae. Gene Ontology annotation, molecular function: protein binding.